AGGCGGCCAAACCCCUAAUAUAUAUUCACUCCAAAUCGCACAUCUCCACUCUCUUUCUUUCUCAGUUCCUUCUCUCCAAAUUAAGCAUUCCUGUGCUCGUUGUUGCGACGGGGAUGAAGGGAAACAAAGCUACAAUCUUAUCCUUUGCCGAGAAAUGCAAGAGUAUUUUGGAAUCAAACUGGCAAGGGAAGCUUUGUACAAUAAAAGUCGACGCCAAAGGGAGCAAGGGAGAAAUUUAUAGUUCGAAGGUCAAGUAUAUUGUGAAGAAAGGGAAACCCUACAUCUGGGUACCUGAGAAAGAUGCACACAAUAUGAACACAAUUAUUGAUGAGCGCGGUUCUUUAUCCGUUACUAGUCCCAUGACUGGUGCACUUACACAAUUACUAAGGUCCUUAGAAAAGCCUCCGUCACGGAUUGCUCUGCUAGGAGAAGUUGCUCCCCUUAGAAAUGAGAAGGCAAAAAUAGUAUCUGAAGCUCUUGAAGGAAUCAUAUCGUCAGAAAGGAAAGCUAUGAAAGAGGCCAACCAUUUGGUUUCUGGCAUAAUGUCUUCUUCAAACAUGAAAGCUACAACUCGAAGUGAAAGCCUUAUGGGAAUUAUUAAUAGCAACGAAAGCUAUGUGGUUUAUAAGUUCAGUCCAAGUUCAUACACGUACAUCGAUAGCAAUGGAGGCAAUCAUGAAGUUGCCGUAGAAGAUAUUGCAACAGCUGAGAUAGAUCCCUUAUCACAUUUUUCCACAAGUUUAAUUGACGGGAUUAACAAUAGUGAAGCAAGGCGCAAAGCUCUAAUACUUUUCUGUAUUACUCAUCAGAAUACAAAUGCCAAGGAUGCUUUCAUGCUUUCAGUGGAUUACAAAGGAUUUAAUGUGUUGGGGAAGAUUUUAGGUCCAAUGAAACACGACGGUUCUCGUGACUACACGUGGUCAGAGUUUCGGUUUACAUUCGAUGAGCAGGCCCACGAUUUGCAGACCUUCUGUAGUCGACUUGUAGAGAUGGAAGAAAAGGCUCUCAAGAAAGUUACUAGCUUCAGUGGCUUGGGGUUGAAAACUGAAUAGAUAUAUCGAGUGUAUUCUGAAACAACUAUUAAAAUUCGAAGAAAUGAAUUUAUUCAAUCUCAAUAUGAUCCUUGUCUUUUCUCUA
This is a messenger RNA of Impatiens glandulifera, 1137 nucleotides long. RefSeq lists its product as uncharacterized. NCBI's taxonomy places the organism in Eukaryota, Viridiplantae, Streptophyta, Magnoliopsida, Ericales, Balsaminaceae. The transcript is spliced from 9 exons. Bases 114 to 1052 code for a protein of 312 amino acids. The record is from RefSeq and is a predicted model, not a curated record.